Molecule: messenger RNA, 879 nt
Organism: Pisolithus orientalis
Lineage: Eukaryota; Fungi; Basidiomycota; Agaricomycetes; Boletales; Pisolithaceae
Product: Aminoacyl-tRNA synthetase
Exons: 6
Coding region: 1-879 (292 amino acids)
Biological process (GO): mitochondrial tryptophanyl-tRNA aminoacylation
Cellular component (GO): mitochondrial matrix; mitochondrion
Molecular function (GO): ATP binding; tryptophan-tRNA ligase activity
Source: RefSeq, a predicted model, not a curated record
AUGUCAACGAGCAACUCUGCGGCGCCGCAUCAGCCAUCGCCCAAGCCGACUACAGACAGAUCUCACAGUCGACAAAACCGUCUCAGAAACGCGUUGUUUUGUCUGGUAUUCAGCCGACAGGCAUUCCCCAUGUCACUCGGAAAUUACCUCGGAGCCCUCUCUAACUGGGUUAAACUACAAAAGACAGCAGACCCCGGCGACACAUUGCUCUUCUCUAUCGUCGGAUGGCAUGCGCUGACUUUGCCCCAAGAUCCCGCUGUGCUACGGUCGUCCAGAGAUGACAUGUUGGCAGUUUUGUUGGCUAUAGGGCUCGACCCCGAACAAUCCAUUCUAUUUCACCAAGACCACAAUUCACACCACGUAGAACUGUGCUGGAUCCUGAACUGCUUGACCCCGGUUGGCAAACUGCGUCGAAUGACAACAUGGAAGUCUCGGUUGGCCACUUCUAGGAAUGCCACCUCAGAGACCGAAGUGGACGAAUCGCUUUUGAACUCGGGCUUGUUCACGUAUCCUGUUCUUCAAGCUGCGGACAUACUCGUAUACAGGGCUACCCAUGUUCCCGUUGGAGAAGAUCAACAACAACACAUAGAACUAACACGAGAUCUUGCGGAAACAUUCAAUCGUACGUUCAAAGGAGAAAAGCCAUUAUUCCCCCUUCCUAUAUACCUCAAUGACAGCGACUUGCAACAGCGCCUGUCGAAACGAAUACUGUCGCUCAGAGACCCGACAUCCAAGAUGUCCAAGUCAUCACCGGACACGGCGUCUCGUAUCCUCUUGACGGAUACCGCGUCUCAGAUCAAGUCUAAGAUCCGUGCUGCCGUGACUGACUCGAUACUGGGUGUCACGUACGAUCCUAUCUCUCGUCCAGGAACAUCCUAA